CCAAGCGCUCCCCCUCACGGUGGACCCCAGGUUUCAAGCCUUUUCAACGUCAGGCCUCAACGUCGACAUUCAAAUAUUCAACCUCCAAGCUACUGCAUUCGACAUUUGCUUCAAGCGGGCCGGAUAACCAGCGAGCUGGCUUACGAGAGCAAACUCUUUUUGCACCGAAGCCUUUGCUGCGUCAAGCACGGAUAGUAGCAAGCCUCGAUCAAGGAAGUCUUCGGUUCUUCCGUACAAAGCAUCGAGAGACCAGUGACUGCGCCUCUCUGUCUCUGACUCCUUCUUUGCUCCAGCUUGCAGCUGAAGGCCAAGAUGUCCCUUGAAGCGUUCAUUGUACGACAUCCGUCGGUGUAUCUUGGCAUUGCACCAGUUGUCGCGCUGACUGCUUUGUCCAUAACUCCACCCCUUUUUCCAUUGGCAGUGCUUCUUGCAGUGUUGCGUUUGCACGUUCAAUACUUUGUUCCCCGCCAGAAGGUAACGACCCAUGGCGUUGCUCAAGUCGCACUUCUAUCGCUCGCUGGAGCGGUCACCCACCUCAAGCCGUCCUUGCAUGCAUUGUCCACUCCGGCAAUGUCAAUCGUUGUCCUCACCUGCCUCACUGCAGUCACGGCUACCAUCUCUAUCUCAGCUGUUGCGCUUGCGCUCCGACUGACAAGAUCAUCGCCAACGCCCUGGAGCACGAUCACCAUUUUUCCGGCGAUAUGGGCGACAGUUUGGGCUUCCGUGGCGUACAUCAGCCCGGUGGGAAGACUCGUCACUUGGAGUCCUGUCCUGGCACUGGGACCCUAUGACUGGGUCCGUCCCAUCAUGGGAUCGUGGGGCCUUGAUUGGGUUGUAGCGGCGUGGGCUGUCGUCUUCUCUGAGAUGGCCGGCAGAUGGUUAGUAGGAUCAGUGGGGGAUGAUCUCGACGGUGUCACAGUGGAAGAUGCCGACGAAGAGGUAGUGGUUCCAGGUACAUUUGACAACACUGCACACAAUCAACGACACGAUAACUUCAGAUCCAAAGCCCCACAGCCUCGACAUGCCUUGAUUUUGGCACUGCUCCUUGUGUCUCUCGCGAUCCCAUCCUAUUUUGUCAGCUCUCUUCCUGCGCCUCCCGACUCUCCGUACACCACGCCGUUGGGUGUCGCGUGUGUGCUUCCAGAUCCAAAGUGGUCUGGGGAGCGUCUUCAUGCACCGACCUUGGAAGACUUCAUCCUCGAGAGUACACAAUUGCAGAGUAGCACGAGCGUUAUGCUCUGGCCUGAGGGAGCAGUGCGAUUUGACACUGCUGCAGAUAAAGAUGCCGCCUUCAAAGAGAUUAUGAAGCGCAUGAAUGACCACAAGCUUGUUGGUGUCAGCUUCGAGCAGUUACUACUCCCCGGAUCCAAACAUUCGAACGGUACCAAGAAUAGUGGGUUGCGGACAAACAGUUUCGCUCUCCUCUCUAAACAGGGACCCGUCUUGGAAUAUGACAAACGGAUGCUUGUCCCGAUUGCCGAGUCGUUCUCUCUCACUUCAUCCUCAAAACCACCCGGCAUGUACACAUUGGACCUUACCGCUCCCAAAGGCUGGAGUAAAGGACACUGGGCGCCCAAUUACACGCGGCCAAUCCCGUUGACUGUCUCAAUCUGCCUCGAUUUCUCAUCGCCCUCCUCUUUUGCGUCAUUGGAUUCACGCCCUGCACUUAUCCUCGCCCCGGCACGAACAUGGCAUACCAGCGUUGGGUAUGCAAUGUGGGAACAGGCGAGGGCGCGCGCAGAGGAACUCGGGAGCAUGGUCUUGUGGUGCGACGGUGGCGAAGGCGGCGUCAGUGGUGUUGCCGGUGGAGGCAUGCGCGAGGUCAUGCAGGUAGGGCAGGGCUCGUGGUCGAGACGCAUCGGCGUGCAGUGGCCGUUUGACCAAGGUCGCACGUUCUUCUCCAUUGGAGGUGGUUAUGCGGCCUUGGCGACAGUCUGGGGAAUCGCCGGUGUGGGUUCCGUCAUAGAGAUUUCAUUUAUGGCGAUGAGGAAACGCGCUCGCGUUCAUGGGUUUGGAGUAUCACGGCUCUCGCAGGUGGUUGGUGCUUUGGGAGCGCUGAUAAGACGGCGAAAGGCGACGAUUGAAGAGGAGCCUUCGCUGCUGGAUUGAUCGAUAAGUAUCUAUAGUAUCUCAGUGUGAUGCGCCUAUGUAGCUGAAUUCCUGUGAUAUUCUACGUUACAGAGAUGUUUUGAAAAUCAGUUACUAUGUAUGACACUCGCAUUCAUGUACGUUAAAUUCGGGUCAAGCUGUCGGUACACAUGCUCGACGCCAUAUCAGACCUGCAUGCUGCCCUAGACAUUGGACAGCCCAGUGCGUUCAUACGGAAGAAAC
Molecule: messenger RNA, 2331 nt
Organism: Laetiporus sulphureus 93-53
Lineage: Eukaryota; Fungi; Basidiomycota; Agaricomycetes; Polyporales; Laetiporaceae
Exons: 2
Coding region: 313-2109 (598 amino acids)
Source: RefSeq, a predicted model, not a curated record